Molecule: messenger RNA, 1790 nt
Organism: Asparagus officinalis (garden asparagus)
Lineage: Eukaryota; Viridiplantae; Streptophyta; Magnoliopsida; Asparagales; Asparagaceae
Product: aspartate aminotransferase, mitochondrial
Exons: 10
Coding region: 118-1401 (427 amino acids)
Biological process (GO): amino acid metabolic process; biosynthetic process
Cellular component (GO): mitochondrion
Molecular function (GO): pyridoxal phosphate binding; L-aspartate:2-oxoglutarate transaminase activity
Source: RefSeq, a predicted model, not a curated record
UACAACAACAAAAAGCAGCUGAUGAUUCCGUAAUUGCCCCCCUCUCACCUGCCCAUUUCUCUCGCUCCCUGUCUUGGUCUCUCUCGCUCCCAAAUUUGCUUCUGGAGAGCUCGAUCCAUGGCUUCGAGAGCUGCGAUUUUGAGAGGGGUCAUGAAAAGGAGGUAUCUUGCUGCUUCUGGAGCUCGAUCCAUGGCGACGUCUUGGUGGUCCAAGGUGGAGGCAGCUCCGAAGGAUCCGAUCCUUGGAGUUACCGAGGCUUUUCUUGCGGAUCCUAGCCCUGAUAAAGUUAAUGUUGGAGUUGGAGCUUAUCGUGAUGAUAAUGGGAAGCCGGUGGUUCUUGAUUGUGUUAGGGAAGCUGAAAGGAGAGUUGCUGGAAAUCUCAACAUGGAAUAUUUGCCAAUGGGUGGUAGCAUGCACAUGGUUGAGGAAUCUCUGAAGCUAGCAUAUGGGGAGAAUUCUGAGUUCAUAAAAGAUAAACAUAUUGCAGCAGUGCAAACUCUUUCAGGAACUGGUGCAUGCCGGCUUUUUGCUGACUUUCAGAAACGGUUUUUACCUGACUCUCAAAUUUAUAUACCUGUACCGACCUGGGCCAAUCAUCAUAACAUCUGGAGAGAUGCACAUGUUCCACAGAGGACCUUCCACUACUACCAUCCUGAAACAAAGGGACUAGACUUUGCAGCACUGAUUGAUGAUGUUAAGAAUGCACCCAAUGGUUCGUUCUUUUUGCUUCAUGCAUGCGCCCAUAAUCCUACUGGAGUCGAUCCUUCCGAAGAACAAUGGAGGGAGAUAUCAUACCAGUUCAAGGUUAAGAAUCAUUUCCCAUUCUUUGACAUGGCAUACCAAGGCUUUGCCAGUGGGGAUCCUGAAAAAGAUGCAAAAGCUAUUCGUAUUUUUCUCGAAGAUGGACACAUGAUAGGAUGUGCACAAUCAUAUGCCAAAAAUAUGGGGCUCUAUGGACAAAGAGUUGGAUGCCUCAGUGUUCUUUGUGAAGAUGAAAAGCAAGCAGUAGCAGUGAAGAGUCAGCUGCAACAGAUUGCUAGGCCAAUGUAUAGUAAUCCACCUGUUCAUGGUGCUCUCAUUGUCUCAAUAAUCCUUAGUGAUCCGGAGCUAAAGAGUUUAUGGUUGAAGGAAGUGAAGGGAAUGGCUGAUCGCAUCAUCGGAAUGCGAAAUGCUCUCCGUGAGAACCUUGAGAAGUUGGGUUCACCUCUAUCCUGGGAGCAUAUAACUAAUCAGAUUGGGAUGUUUUGCUACAGUGGAAUGACCCCUGAGCAGGUUGAUCGCUUGACUAAUGAGUUUCAUAUUUAUAUGACUCGUAAUGGUCGUAUCAGCAUGGCGGGUGUCACAACAGGAAAUGUUGGCUACUUGGCAAAUGCCUUCCAUGAGGUUACAAAAUCUACAUGAGGAUUGACGUAUUUUUUUAAAGAUAUAGGUUCAAAGAGAGGGGAUUGGGAAAUAAGUCACUUCAGCUUUGACAACCCUGAGGCAUUUUAACUUAGCAUGAGGUUUUUGGAGUCGGCGUAAUCAUUGGAAUCAUUGCUCUGAAGAAUAAGUAACAAUGAAUCAUUGCUCUGAAGAAUAAGUAAUCAGUUACGAGUCUUCCUUCAGCUGAAUCACCUGCAAAUCGAGGCAUUGAAAUAAAGUCUUUGCUUAUAUUUGUUCUUGGCAUGUUUGUACUUGUUCCAGUUUCAUGGGAUAUACGUCAUGCAUGUACAACAUUACAACUAAGUUUGGAUGUAUGAAAAAAAGAAACAAAAUGCAGAGUCCUCGAAAUGUUUGAAACGCAUUGCAGA